Messenger RNA from Penicillium pulvis, 924 nucleotides. Its product is annotated as SRPBCC family protein. The record is from RefSeq and is a predicted model, not a curated record. The coding region runs from base 1 to 924 and encodes 307 amino acids. The transcript is spliced from 2 exons. NCBI's taxonomy places the organism in Eukaryota, Fungi, Ascomycota, Eurotiomycetes, Eurotiales, Aspergillaceae.
AUGCCCCUUUUACAGUUACAACCGCAUUUGUUUGUCUCUCUUCCGGCACAUUCAUCCCUCCAAAACAAUGAUACCCGCCCGGAGCUCCAAUCAUACAUCCGUACCGCCCUGCAGGAAGCUCUCAAGCUUCUCCACUCCGUCCCCUCAUCAUUCACAGCAGAUCCCAAGCUGCGUUCCUCGUCGCCAUCUGAAGCAAAAGUGAAGCUCCUGCGCAACUGGCGCAAGCUUCCAGAAGAUGUCAACAAGAAAAGUAACAAACCUGAGUUCUGGGUAUGUCGGCAAAGCGAACAUGUCGAUGCCGAAGCUAAGGGAACUGCAUCAUGGAGUGAGUUUGAGACCGGGUUAAGAUCUAAUCAUGCAGAACACGAGAUGGAUUAUACACCAAGUGUCACUGGAGUCGAAAGGCUGCUUCAAUGGUCGAGAAACGAGACAGGAGAGGUCGAAGUUGAUGGGCUUGUUUUCAAGGACGUGGAUGUUGAAAUUAAUCUGAUAACUCACACUUUCCAUCCGGGUGCCCUCAUCGCUCCCCGCAGCUUCAUUUCUUUGACGAUCUCUGCUGCAUACGAUAAUCCACAACUGGCUCAAGGAGCUCCGUCCAAAGGCUUCGUUACAGUCCAGAUUCCCCUGCAGUCAAAUCCAUCAUCUACGCCAGAUGACCUGCACCAAAAGAUUGUCUCUGCUGUCCCGAAACGGACCAUCUUCGCCAACUACGCGAGUGUAGAGCAAGUUAACCUUCUGCCCCCGGGAGACAAUGGCCCCAGUCGCAUUGAGUGGACGAUGGCAACGACUUCCGAUGCAGGGGGGUCGAUUCCGCAAUGGGUUCAGCGAAACUGGACAAUGGGCGGAGUGCCGCGCGCUGUGGUAGCUGAUGUGGGAUUGUUCAUCGGAUGGACUAUGCGUCGCCGGACUGCUGGAUCUGUGUAG